AUGAUCAACAGUAACAACAAUACCAACAUUAAAGAAGAAGAACAAACACCACUCAAAAGAAAACGCUUUACAGAUUUUCCCGCCAAUGAAACAUCCAAAGAAAGUUUGCUCUCACUCGCAUCAUCCGCUGCUGAUGAUGAAGAAAUUGAAACACCAAAACACAUUCGGGAGAGGGAACAAGUGGAAAAGUUUAGAAUUGAUGCACUGAUUGGACUGGAGAGAGAACGGGAGAGGAAUGAACUGAGGAGGAGAGAGUUGGAAGUGUUGGAGAAGUUUUCUAACAUCAAUAUUAAUAAUAAUAGUGAUAAUAAUAAUUUAAAUUCAAAUUCUUCGUCAUCAUCAAUUAAAUCUACCAUACAUGACGAUUCAUCCUAUCAAGGUGAUCACCAUCAAAAGAUUGUGAAGGAAAUUUUGGAAAAUAGUGAUCAAGUAGUGAUUAAAUUGAUGGUCGGAGGAAAAUUGUUCAUCACCACACUUGCCACCAUUAACAAGAGAGAGAAUAUGCUCAAGACCAUGUUGUCAUCGGGUGUUGGAAUUGAUAGAGAGAGUGAACAUGAUGCUAUUGUAUUGGACGAGUUGAAUCCUGAUUAUUUUCCCAUCUUGUUGGAGCAUUUGAGGACUGGAUCUACUAAUUACGUGGGUCUGUGGGAGGAGGCAUCUGAAAGUGCACUUAUUCAUUUGAGAGAGUUAUUGAGAGAUUCUGACUUUUUUGGAACUAGUAAAUUGAGCGCUAGAAUUGCCUUACUCAUUAAUCAAUAUCAAAAGGAAUUGAAAAAGUUGGAGGAGGAAGGAGUAGUCAAACAAGGUACUACAACAAAGGAAAUUAGAAAUGUAAUGAGCUCAGAUCAAGAUGAGCAAGAUGAGAAAUGGCUGAACAAGUUUGCAAACAUUACCAUUCAAGAAAAGAAAAUCUUGGAAGAUUAUGUAGAGCAAAAGAAGGAGGAAUUGAAUAGGGAAGAUCAACUUCUAAAAGAAAAAGAAUCUACACUUAGAAAGACUCCUAUCAUUUUCAAUGUUAGAGGAACCAAAUUUACAAUCAGCAUGGAAAAAUUACUCAUUCAUAAGGAUAGUGUCUUUCCAUCAAUUCUCACCGAGUUGAAAGAUAUUACUAGUGAAAUAUUUAUUGACAGAGAUGGUGAAAUAUUUCACCACAUUUUCCAGUAUUUACAAUAUGGUACAACUCACAAUAUUCCAAAAGAUGCUGCUAAACGAAAGUUGAUUUACAAGGAAGCUAUUGAAUUUAAAAUUCACUCCUUGGUCGAUUUCUUGGACCCCUUAAGAUUUCCUGUAGAAGAUAUAGGUUCCAAUAAUUUGAAAAUCAAGCAAGAAGAAGAUUUCUUGAGGAGAAUGUUCGUCUCUGAUAGAGAAAAUCCAAUUUUAAAUGAUCCCUAUCUUCACAUGAUUAACGUAUUUGCCAACGAGAAUAUUUCCAGGAAAAUGUUUGAGCCAACUGAACCAAAUGUUCCUCUCUUGUUUGAUUUUGAAAGUCCUAUUGAUUGUUCCGAGUUGGUGAAUGAGUUUUCUGGAUUGCAAGCUCCACCUAUACCUAAGGUUUGCAAAUCGAGAGAAGUUUUCUUCUCUCAGUUCAAUGUCUUUUCAGGAGAUUUAUUCAAGGAUAUGGAUUGGAGUAAUGUAUUUGCUGCAGACAAAUUAGGUGGUGGCAUUCUGGCUUGUUUAUUAGAGAUUCCUCUUGAUUGGUUCGAUGCUUCACAGCCAAAACCAAGAGAAAGAAUCUAUUGGGAUUUUGAUGACUGUGAGUCUAGCGAUGACAGUAAUUCAGAAAAAAUAGAUGAAGAUUAUUUUACAGCUAGUUCAGAUGAGGAGUUCUCUUUUAAAACUAAUAGUAGUAGAACUGAACCAUACUUGGGUACAAGGCCCCCACCACCAAAGAGAGUAUAUUCUAAUAUUGAAUCCUACUAUAGAAAAUCACCUCAGUGGAAAAAUAGUGAUCUCGACUUGUUUCUUUAUGGCAUUACUGAAAAGCAAGCAGAAGAAAAAAUAAUCUAUCUUUACAAACUGUUCAAAACGAAUUUAAAUGAUGGAAAUAUUGUCAUUACAAGAACUCAGCAUGCCAUUACAUUCAAUUUUGAUAACUUGCCUGCAGUACAAGUAAUUACUCGUUUAUACAAAUCACCUGCAGAGGUACUUAUGGGGUUCGACAUUCCCACCUGUUGUGUUGGAUUUGAUGGAAAUCAACUUUACUGCUUACCAAGAGCUGUUGUUGCUCUUUCUACAAGAUGUAAUUUGGUUGAUGUUGAUCGUCAAUCUACAACUUUUGAGUUAAGGCUUGUUAAGUAUGCUUUAAGGGGCUUCAGAAUAGGAUGUCCAGGGUACGAUGACAAGAAAUUAGCUAACAGUGUUCUUUAUGAUAGGAUUAGUUUGUAUUUCCCAAGAAGACACUCUACAACAAGGGAGAAGAAGAUUGCAAACAUUAAGCAAGUUACUGGACUAGCAAGAAUUCUACUAACUAUCCAUGGUUAUAAGAAUAAUAGAAGAAGGAAUGCUGUAUUUAAAUCUAUUGGAGGUAAAAACAAUUUGGAGAAAACAAUGAAGAUGAUUGACCCUUCUGAAGAUCAUGAUUAUAGACAAGUACCUGUACGAGCAAAUUCAACCUCCAAUUACUACCGUAAACUUCAGACAGUUGCUGACUAUCAGAAAAAGAACAAAAGAAAAACAUAUUUUGAAUUCUCAUUGAAUGAUAUUGAACAUAUUAUGAAUACAAAAAAUCCAAUCAGUAACCUUGCAUCUCACAUUGAAUGGAUUAUCAUUAAUCCAACAACUCAAUCAAUUGGAAGUUUCCAUCCACAUACAAGAAAUUUCUUUCAAGAUGCCUAUACAAAUCCAAAACACUUGAAAAAGCAAUUAUGCAAGUAUAUUUGGUCUUACUCAGAAUCGAAUGAGACUCCAACAAUAAUAUACGAAGAAGCUAGUGACAUACUUGAAAGAAAAUACAGAGCGUAUCUACGUGAUAAAAGAAAUCCAGACUUGAAAACCUAUUAUUUUAAAGGAAAUUUAAUUUAUUUUGCUAACAUGAUGAUGAAGAAUAGGAAUAGUACGGGCUAUUAUUCGAAUUAUCGUGUUCACAGAGAGAGAAAGGAUAUAAAAUUCAUUAAGAGGAAGAAGAAAUUGAAUGAGGAGGAUAAUGUUUUUGAUGUUAUUAUGGAAAAAGAAGAUGAAAUGGAUGACAGUGAGUAAAGGUUUAAUUCUACUCU
Messenger RNA from Naegleria gruberi, 3212 nucleotides. RefSeq lists its product as uncharacterized. The coding region runs from base 1 to 3195 and encodes 1064 amino acids. The record is from RefSeq and is a predicted model, not a curated record. Gene Ontology annotation, biological process: protein homooligomerization. The transcript is spliced from 4 exons. NCBI's taxonomy places the organism in Eukaryota, Heterolobosea, Eutetramitea, Acrasida, Naegleriidae. Gene Ontology annotation, molecular function: protein binding.